Molecule: messenger RNA, 1437 nt
Organism: Habropoda laboriosa
Lineage: Eukaryota; Metazoa; Arthropoda; Insecta; Hymenoptera; Apidae
Exons: 5
Coding region: 1-1437 (478 amino acids)
Source: RefSeq, a predicted model, not a curated record
AUGUCUCAGGUUUGUCCGUCGUCGUCGCAUCAACUGGUAGCAGCCGCGGUGGCUUUCCGUCGUGCUCGGCGUAAAUUUCCAAAAAAUUACGGUCUCUCUCCUACCGCUGAAGAAACAAAGGUGUUUGAGAAAGCUGAAAGUGCGAGUGGUACCGAGGAGCCAAAUAAUCAAGAGAAUUUGCAGUUCACGUCGAAAAAGUGCUCGAACGCAAGAUCGAAUCGCGGCGAAUCACGGUGGAACGACGAGUGCGGGGAAAACGCCUCGGCGAAGGAAAACUUUCUUCAGAAACCAAUAAUUUGCAGUUGUUGUCGUAAACGCAACGAACAGUGCAGUUCUGGAGAUACGCUCGAUAUCGUUCCGAGCAAACAGUACAACGGGAUCGCGAAGAAAAACGAAUUUUCGAAAUCGGAUCAAACGGAAAAUUGCGAUACGAAGGCGGCGAGAAGUUUCGCAACAGAGUCUCGAAAUUCAAGCCACCGUACUUCAUAUUCCCAUUUAGGAAGGCGAAGCCCGAAAGAAACUUCGGCCAAAUUGGAUUCCGUUAAUCUUCUGUACGACAGGGACCGGGACGAGGUGGAUAAUGUUAAAGGUAGCGGCCCGUCCGAGGAGAAGCCGAACUGCAACGGGGGAGGAAGGGUUGGUUGCAAGUCGAUUCACCGAAAUUUGCGGUGCACCUUCGCCACGGAGAAAGAUAAGUCGUCGUCGCCGCCGGACGGUAUUUCGCGAAAUUGUGAUUUUCAAUGCUCGAAACAUUCCACCCUCGAUUUGCUGCGACCCCGUCGGGAUUACUAUCGCCCGAAUCGUCAUCGUUGCUGUCAUUCUAACGAUCAUUGUCAUUGUUGCUGCGGCCAGGAGUAUAAUAGUUACUCGUCGAAAGAGAAACGUCUCGCGUCAGACACCUGUCUCUGUUCCUCGAAUUCGAACAAUUCCAGAAACUGCUGUCACAAAAAUCACGCGACGUGUGAAUCGACCUGUAAUCACGAUUGUUGCGUGAAAAAUUCGGAAAAAAUCUCCACUCUUCAAGAGCAGAACGACGAGGAAUUAGAAGACACCGUGGCAACGAUCAAUCACAAAGAUUCUUUGUGCAUUUUGGUGGAUAAGUACUUGGUGAAUAAAAAGUGCAAACAGAAGAAGUACUUCGGCGAAGCUGAAUUCUCGGACGAACGGACCAAAGACGAGUGCGAUAAAUCGUUCACCUCGGAAACCACCUGUCAGCUGGACGAAACUGGGAACACGAAACAACGGGAGAAAUAUUCAGACAGCGAUGAUUGCCGAUUUCGAGACCAUCGCGCGCCGAUAGGUAAACCGUGCAGACACGGUUUCGGACAGAUAUUCAAGGAAGGGGACUGCGAUCAGUUUAAAAACCUGAAGACUCGUUUAACAAAGACUGGUACUUGUUGUUCAGCCAAAGGCACACCUUGGAGACACACGUUUUAG